CCCUCCCCCCCACCAGCCUCCACCUGCCACAGCCCCACCAGUGCUUCCAGAAGAGUCAUCCUCAGCGCUGGCAAGGUCUCUAGGGCCUGUUCUCUGCUCCAGGACCCUUGCCCCCGCCAGCCUCCCAUGCCGAGGUCCGCCUUGUCAGUCAUUUCCUUUUGUCACCGGCUUGGCAAACAGGAGAGAAAACGGAGCUUCAUGGGGAACAGCAGCAACAGUUGGUCCCAUACGCCGUUCCCCAAGCUGGAGCUGGGGCUGGGGUCCCGGCCCACGGCGCCCCGCGAGCCACCCGCCUGCUCUAUCUGCCUGGAGAGGCCACGUGAGCCCAUCUCGCUGGACUGUGGCCACGACUUCUGCCCGCGGUGCUUCAGCACCCACCGCGUGCCUGGCUGCGGGCCGCCCUGCUGCCCCGAGUGCCGCAAGACCUGCAAGCGGAGGAAGGGCCUGCGGGGCCUGGGGGAGAGGAUGAGGCUCCUGCCGCAGAGGCCGCUGCCCGCCGCCGCGCUGCAGGAGACCUGCGCCGUGCGGGCCGAGCCUCUGCUGCUGGUGCGGAUCAACGCCUCGGGGGGCCUCAUCCUGCGGAUGGGCGCCAUCAACCGCUGCCUGAAGCACCCGCUGGCCAGGGACACCCCCGUCUGCCUCCUCGCCGUCCUGGGAGGGCCACACUCAGGGAAGACCUUCCUCCUCAACCACCUGCUCCAGGGCCUGCCCGGCUUGGCGUCCGGCGAGGGCGGCUGGCCGAGGGGCGGGGGCUCCGGGCAGGGGUUCCGGUGGGGAGCCAACGGCCUCUCCAGGGGCAUCUGGAUGUGGAGCCACCCCUUCCUGCUGGGGAAGGAGGGGAGGAAGGUGGCCGUGUUCCUGGUGGACACGGGGGACGUCAUGAGCCCAGAGCUGAGCAAGGAAACGAGGACCCGGCUGUGCGCCCUCACCUCCAUGCUGAGCUCUUACCAGAUCCUCACAGCUUCCCAGGAGCUGAAGGACACAGACCUGGAGCACCUGGAGACGUUUGUCCACGUGGCCGAGGUGAUGGGCAGACACUAUGGCAUGGUGCCAAUCCAGCACCUGGACCUCUUAGUUCGUGACUCCUCCCACACCAGCAAGGCUUGGCAGGGUCACGUGGGCGACGUCAUCCAGAAAUCGUCCGGCAAGUACCCCAAGGUCCAGGGGCUGCUCCAAGGGAGGAGAGCCCGCUGCUACCUCCUGCCAGCUCCUGGGCGGCGGUGGGCGAGCCGAGGCCAUGGAAGCUCAGGCGACACAGAUGAUGAUGCUGGCCGCCUGCGCGCCUACGUGGCUGACGUGCUGAGUGCGGCCCCCCAGCACGCCAAGAGCCGCUGCCCGGGCUACUGGAGCGAGGGGCGCCCCGCGGCCCGGGGGGACCGACGCCUGCUCACAGGGCAGCAGCUGGCUCAGGAGGUCAAGAACCUCUCGGGCUGGAUGGGCAGGACGGGCCCCAGCUGCACCUCCCCGGAUGAGAUGGCCGCCCAGCUGCAUGACCUGCGGACGGUGGAAGCUGCCAAGAAGGAGUUUGAGGAGUAUGUGCGGCAGCAGGACGCAGCCACCAAGCGCAUUUUCUCUGCACUUCGGGUACUGCCGGACACCAUGCGGAACCUCCUGUCGGCCCAGAAGGACACGCUGCUGGCCCGACACGGGGCAACCUUGCUGUGCGCCGGGAGGGAGCAGACCUUAGAGGCCCUGGAGGCUGAGCUGCAGGCCGAGGCCAAGGCCUUCAUGGACUCCUACACCGUGCGCUUCUGUGGCCACCUGGCCGCUGUUGGCGGCGCAGUGGGCGCGGGGCUCAUGGGUCUGGCGGGGGGCGUGGUGGGCGCGGGCAUGGCUGCAGCGGCGCUGGCCGCAGAGGCUGGCAUGGUGGCUGCGGGAGCUGCGGUGGGGGCCACGGGGGCAGCUGUGGUCGGGGGAGGUGUUGGUGCCGGGCUGGCGGCCACAGUGGGCUGCAUGGAGAAGGAGGAAGACGAGAGGGUGCAGGAGGGGGACCGGGAGCCCCUGCUGCAGGAAGAGUGACCCCUGCCUGGAUGCUCCAGGGCUAGAUGCUGGGGGGAGGGGCGGACGUGGGAGAGGACUGGGGGUGCUGAUCCAAGGGCCCCCAUGUACCACACUGUCCUGGGUGAACCGCCCAUCCGGGUGGUGACAGAAUCACAGUCACCAAGAAACCGAGAGGGCUCAGGGCCGGGAGGGGCCUGAAGAAAGCCUUGGGCUGUUUCUGUCUCAGACAGUCCCAAACCUGCCUCUCGUCCUAGAUGAACAGGCCCAGGGUCUCCCACCAAGAGCGUGGCCCACCCUCUGCACCCUAGCUUCUUUCCUGGGACUGCAGCAGGGCUGGGCAGGCGCCAUUCUGAAGCCUCCCCUUCAGAGAUGGAAGCAGCCCCAGGAUGGGGGAUCCUGUUGAUCAGGAUCAGGAGCCCCGCAGAGGGGCUGAGAAUGGGACGAGUGCCCCGCCCCCAGGCAGCACACAGUGGCCUAACCCCAGAGCGGAGACUCCUCCCAAAGUUACCCCAGCAGGACGGGGGCCUCCCCUCCUCCAGCAGCCCUGGGGAGCCUGCACGUGCCCUGAGAGCGGGGCCCCUUAUGUGUCCCUCGUGGUCGUGCCCUUUGUCCAGCCCGGUCAGUGUCCAUGUUCUCUGUGGAAUGCCGUCCCAACAACGGGUCAGAGCCAAAGAAAAACACCAGUAGUUGCUGAAUUAUACCGACAGCCCUCAUCGCAGAUUCUAGGAAAGUCCCGGGGGGACAGGUCCAUGGACCACACCGCCCUCUGAAGCUGGGGGACACCCCUUGGGCCCGUUGGCAGGAGACCUGAAUGCAGCCCCAUGGCAAGCCCAAGGAGGAUGGGAGAGCUCCACGAAGAGCCUUCUAGGCUAUUAAACCGCGAAGGAUUAACGGGUGCAUCCUACGAAAAAUAAAACAUGUGUGCUUGA
Messenger RNA from Dama dama (fallow deer), 2930 nucleotides. It is a transcript of the gene RNF112, whose product is annotated as ring finger protein 112. Lineage: Eukaryota; Metazoa; Chordata; Mammalia; Artiodactyla; Cervidae. The transcript is spliced from 14 exons. Bases 127 to 2019 code for a protein of 630 amino acids. Gene Ontology annotation, biological process: protein homooligomerization; endoplasmic reticulum organization. The record is from RefSeq and is a predicted model, not a curated record. Gene Ontology annotation, molecular function: GTP binding; metal ion binding; GTPase activity.